Molecule: messenger RNA, 2301 nt
Organism: Diplodia corticola
Lineage: Eukaryota; Fungi; Ascomycota; Dothideomycetes; Botryosphaeriales; Botryosphaeriaceae
Product: opt family small oligopeptide transporter
Exons: 5
Coding region: 1-2301 (766 amino acids)
Biological process (GO): transmembrane transport
Molecular function (GO): oligopeptide transmembrane transporter activity
Source: RefSeq, a predicted model, not a curated record
AUGGCAGACCUGGCCCCCAAUGCCCCCGAACCGCGCGCGGCCGACGAGGAGGCGGUGAUUGAAAGAGCGCGGGACAGCUUGAGCGGCUCAGACGGCGGCGCGGCGGAAAAGCUGGACGGGCUUCACGCGGUCGAGGACGAGCUGGCGGCCAAUGAUGUCGAGGCAGAGAAUUCGCCGAUCGAAGAGGUCCGGGCUGCGGUGCCGAACACGGACGACCCGGACAUGCCCUGCAGCACCGGACGAGCCUGGUUCCUGGGCGUCUUGUUCGUGCUGCUGGGCUCCGGCGUCAACAUCUUCUUUUCUCUGCGCUAUCCGAGUGUGCAAAUCACCUCGUUGGUGGCCCAGUUGGUGAGCUAUCCAUGCGGCUGCUUUCUGGCCAAAACCCUUCCUAUUGGCCGCUUCAACCCGGACCGCCACUUCAAUGUCAAGGAGCACACGCUGAUCACCAUCAUGGCCAAUCUGGCCUUCCCGUACGCCACCAUGGCCAACGUCAUUGAAAUGCAAAAGGGCUUCAUGGGCAUCGACGCUCCCGCCGGCUACAUCUUCAUGUCCAUCCUGUCCACCCAGUUUCUCGGCCUGGCCAUGGCUGGCCUCUGCUCUGAGAUCUUCGUCGAGCCUUCUGAAAUGUACUGGCCCAGCACCCUGGCCAACAUGGCUCUCUUCCGGACCCUGCACUCCAAAGAGAACCCUGUUGCCGACGGCUGGAGAAUAUCCCGCUAUCGCUACUUCAUCUACCUCUUCGUCGCUUCGUUCGUGUGGUACUGGGGGCCCGGCUUCCUCUUUACCGCCCUGAGCAACUUCACUUGGAUCUGCUGGAUUGCCCCCAACAAUGUCGUUGUCAACCAGCUCUUUGGCCAGAUUUCCGGGCUGGGCUGGUCUCCAAUCACCUUCGACUGGGCUCAGGUUGCCUACAACAACUCCCCACUUGUCAGCCCCUUCAUUGCCCAGGUCAACGUCAUCAUCGGCUGGGCCUUUUUCUACGCCAUCCUCCCCUGCAUCAUCUACUACAAAAACAUCUGGUAUACCGGCUACUUCCAGAUCAAUGCGAAUGCGGCCUAUGACAACACUGGAGCCAGCUACAACAUGUCUCGCGUCAUCGACUCAAACGGCGUCUUCGAUUACGAGGCCUACCAGACAUACUCGCCAAUCUUUUUGCCCACCUCAUUCGCCAUAUGCUUCGGCGUCGCCUUCGCACUGCUGACCUGCCUGCCCGUUUACACGAUCCUCUUCCACGGCCAUCAGAUAAGAGCCGCCAUCACGGGCCAAAACACGUACGACAUCCACCAGAGGUUGAUGCGGCGCUACCGCGACGUGCCGAAAUGGUGGUACGCCGUCAUCCUCGUCGUCUGCUUCGGCAUCGCCGUCGGCUCGGCCGAGCGAUAUGAGACGGGCUUUCCAGUGUGGGCCAUCUUCCUGGCCUUCGUCCUGGCGGGCGGCUUCGUCAUCCCCGUGUCCAUCGUCAUGGCAACAUCGAAUCAGAACGUCAACAUGCUGUGGGCGCUUGGAGAGAUCAUAGCCGGCUUCCUCAUGCGCGGCCGGCCCAUCGUCAACUCCAGUUUCAAAUACCUCAUCUACACGGGCGUCUCGCAAGCCAUGUCCUUCGGCGCCGACAUGAAGCUGUCGACCUACUCCAAGGUCCCCAAACGCACCACCUUCGCCUGCCAGAUGCUCGCCGCGCUGCUCUCCACCGUCGUCCAGACCGCCGUCCUCACCUGGGCCCUCAACCACAUCCCGGCCAUCUGCACCGCCGACCAGCCGGACAAGUUCACGUGCCCGCAGGGGCGCACCAACUUCGUCGCCAGCGUCGUGUGGGGCGGCGUCGGCCCCGCGCGGCUGUACGCCGUCGGCCAGCGCUACAGCGGGCUGCUGCACAUGUUCUGGCUCGGGGCGCUGCUGCCGCUGGCGACGUGGGCGGCGCUGCGCCGGCACGCGGGUACGCCGGCGGCGUGGUGGGCGCGCUGGCUGCGCCACGCCUCGUGGCCGCUGCUGCUGGGCGGCACCGCCAACAUACCGCCCGCGACCGGCAUCAACUUCACGGCCUGGUUCCUCGUCGGCGCCGCGUUCAACGGCGUCGCCAGGCGCCGCCGCCCCGCGUGGUGGGCCAAGUACAAUUACGUGACGAGCGCGGCGCUGGACAGCAGCGUCGCCCUGGCUGGACUCGUCAUCUUCUUCGCCGUCAGCUACCCCGGCGCGAGCGUCAGGUGGUGGGGCACCGUCGGGUAUGCGGACACGGCGGAUGGGAGGGGCGAGAGCUUUUAUAAGAUCCCCGAGGGCGGCACCAUCGGGCCGGAGACGUGGUGA